Naegleria fowleri is the source of this 765-nucleotide messenger RNA. RefSeq lists its product as uncharacterized. The transcript has a single exon. Bases 1 to 765 code for a protein of 254 amino acids. The record is from RefSeq and is a predicted model, not a curated record. NCBI's taxonomy places the organism in Eukaryota, Heterolobosea, Eutetramitea, Acrasida, Naegleriidae.
AUGUCCCAACAACCAUCCGUAUCAUCACCAAACGACAAGUCCACACGAAAGAAGUUCAUCAUCUUUGACAUGGGUGGAGUAUUGAUCUCCACGGAUUUCAACAAUUGUAUCAAAACUAUUUAUCGUGAAAAUCAAAUCACAUUUCAGAAACACCAACCAACCGCUCCCUCCGUGGAAGAUUUGCUUGAAUUGUUGAAAAAGCAAUUCUCUCAAUAUAAAAUUGGUGCCAUCACAGAAGAUGAAUUUUGGGGAGUGUUCUUUGAACAGUAUUUCAAUCAUCAAGAAUAUUAUUUACAUGGUAAAUUAAUUACUUUGGAUUAUCUCAAAGAACAAUUCCGAAAGGAAUUCAUCAUUCCGUUCUAUAACGGUCUUGCGUUAGCUGAAGAAAUUCGGGAGAAACAAAAGAAGAACCAAACUCAACUCUCCAUCGGAAUUAUGAGUAAUCAUUCUAAAGAAUGGUUUCCAUACUGUGUGGAGAGAUGGAAAUUGGACACACUUUUUGUUGAGCCUCUAUUGAUCGUUAACUCAAGUGAUGAUGAUGUUCAAUGCGGAAAACCAAAGCCAAGAAUUAUGGAACAAUUAAUGAACAGAAUUCGAAAGGCAGGAUAUGAAAAUGUAGAGCCAUCCGAUAUUGCUUUCAUUGAUGAUAAACAAGCAAAUGUCGAUGCCGCCAUUCAAUAUGGAAUGAAAGGCAUUUGUUGGCAUGGAAAGAAACAACAUUUGAAUGAAUUGAUUCAGGAAUUACAAAAGCUUGGUUUCCUAUAG